CUCCCCGCCAUUUCUCCUCCAAUUUUUCCCUAUAAAACCUCCUCCACCUCCAUUCUUUCAAACCAGCCUCGGAAAUAACAAAGUUCCAUCCAAUAAAAAAACUUACUAAAAGCAAAUAAAGCUUCUACCCUCAGGAAGGCCUUGUAGUGUUUCCGGUUCCCACCUGUUCGUCGAUCGUCUCGCCUCGCUCCUCUCGUUACUCGUCCGACAGAGAUAAGUAGACAUGGGAGCCUGUGCGAGCAAACCUAAGGAUUUGGACACACAAGAGGCCCCUGUCCCUGAGGCCCCUCUUUCCCCCAAGAAACCCGAGAUCCAGGCUGCUCCCGAGGAAAAUAAGGAGGAUGGAGAGGAGACAAAGAAGGAAGAGCCAUUGGUAGAUCUAACAGAGCCAGCUCAAGAGGCACCUAAGGCAGAGGAAGUGGCGGUAGAGACAGAAACCCCAAAGGUCGAAGUUGUCCCAGCGGAAACCGCCCCGACCGCUGCGGUUGUGGAAAAAGCGGCCACCGAGGAAGCUACAAAGGUCGGCGAUGAAGAGAAGAAGACAGAAGAAGUAGCAGUUGUUGUUCCUGCUGUUGCUGCUGUGUCGGAGGUCAAAACUGAAACGUCCGUCGCUGCCUAAGUUUGAUGUUACAACGUAAAUCACCGGUGGAUAGUUUCGCUUAUUUUGUUGUGUUCCAUUUUAUGAUGUUAAUAUGUUUGAGGCUCAAUGUAACAAUAACCCCCAAAAAAUGAAAAAUUAAUAAUAAGGGAAAAUCCCAAAACUAACCCAAUUGUGC
Cuscuta europaea is the source of this 776-nucleotide messenger RNA. Lineage: Eukaryota; Viridiplantae; Streptophyta; Magnoliopsida; Solanales; Convolvulaceae. The record is from the annotation of a GenBank genome assembly.